Molecule: messenger RNA, 8349 nt
Organism: Hippoglossus stenolepis (Pacific halibut)
Lineage: Eukaryota; Metazoa; Chordata; Actinopteri; Pleuronectiformes; Pleuronectidae
Gene: arhgef4
Product: Rho guanine nucleotide exchange factor (GEF) 4
Exons: 15
Coding region: 163-7029 (2288 amino acids)
Biological process (GO): intracellular signal transduction
Molecular function (GO): guanyl-nucleotide exchange factor activity; protein binding
Source: RefSeq, a predicted model, not a curated record
CAAUCGUGGACGCGUCCAGUGUUGGCGUCAGAGGAGCUACCCGGGAGCAGACGGUAUGGAGGAGCUCAACAGGUAGUUCUCCAGCACAACUCCGAACCAGUUUAAGGAAGCUGUCAACUUCAUCCGAGCCGCAUUCACAGCUCUCAGCACCGGGGGACAGGAAUGGAGAGCUCGGCUGGGAGCAGAGAGCCGGCCGCGGGGAGCAGCGGGUCGGAGCGCGGAGCGGAGCCGAGCAGCGGAGGGCGCUCGGAGCUCCUCCUGUAUCUGACCUGUCUGCCGGAGAGAUACCGGACCGCCAAGUUCAGCCUGGCUGCCUACCUGCUCUGCUGGGCCCUGCUCAGGUGGUACCAGAAACUCAAAUGCCAGUCAGCCCCACUACAGCCACAGGAAGCGCUUGAAGACUCCCCCCUUCUCUCUGAAGGAUUAGGCUUAGAGGAGGGGGAUUUGGGUGCUGACUCCUUGAAAUGGUGCGAGAGAAGUACAGGAGGUGGUGACACAUCGGAUGAGUAUUUUGACUCUCGCUCAUGGCACAGUGACACCUUGUCGGAUUUAACUGCAGACGGGGAGGACUGUGUUGUUGCUCUGCUUGGACUGGAAGAUACCUACGAUGAUCAUAAAGGCGGUUUCUUCCAGACUGGGCAGAAUAAAGCCCGAAGGAGAGAAUUAUUGACCGCCAAGGACAGCCACAGAGAUGCCACAGAGACUUCUGUUGGACAAACCAGUUGUAGCAGAAGGAAAAGCCCAGAGAACCAUCUAGACUCUUUUACCUUAGAGCUCAGCACCACAAACCUGUGCUCAGUUGAGACCCGACCCCAUCCAAGUAAAGAGAAAUUAAAACUCAACUUGCUCAAACAACAGUCCAGUUUACAGUCUGUUUCCACAGAAACUCAACCGAAGGGUUGCACGGAGCCAUACAGUUUACAUGUACUGAGCCAACACAAUAACAAGGUAAAUACUCAAAUAGACACCCAGGAAGUAAAGCUCCUUGCACAGCCAGAAAAAAACAAAUCCAACAGACCGAAUGAAUCUAUAGAGUUCAAAACAUGUAUGAUACACACAGAUGCAAAAGAGGACGGAACUGUGGAGACACAACCAGAAGAACAGCAGGAAAGUGUCGAAAUCAGCAAUUUUCAGGAUGUAGUACGUAAUAUUGAACAGCUCAGUACAAAUGUUGGAGAGCGAAACCCAGCUUUAAAUAAAUGCAACAGUGAUUUUAUAGAUAGACAUCAUCAAAUUUUAGAGCAUCAGAGUAUAAUCAAUGAAAUCAGUGACAAUAGGAGCUUGUGUAAGAGUGUGGGGAUAUUUAAUAAUCAAACACCUAACAAAAUAGAGACUAAAUGUAGCAACAACACAAGCAUAGCAGAUUCAAAUUUUAUAGAUGGAAUACAUGCAAAAAAACCUGACAGUAUUUGUCCACCAGCAUACCCUCAAUCUGAGACUAAAUACACAGACUCUCAGAUAAUUACAGAAAACUUGGCAAUUUCAAACAUCACAGACGCACAUGGCACAAAGACAAAUAGGGUAUCAAAUAACACCAACUCUAAUCUCAUUGGCAAACUCAAUACACAAAUCAAUGUACUGGCAAACGAGGUUGACUUUAGCUGUUCACAAAUUCAGUGUGAUGAGAGCCCCAACGGAUUUCUGUCAGAGACCCACCCUCAAGUUUGUAAUGGUGUAACAACAUCCCAUGAUAAGACAAAGGUGUCAGGUGUCUGCUUCCAGGCGGAACAGGGUGGGCUUGUUGGCACUGUUGCAGAGAGGACAAUAUCACUUGGGACAGUAAAUGAAAUCUGUUCCUCCAUCACAUUUUCCACAGAGACUACAGCCUCUUUGGAUACCUGUGCCACUGAGCAGACUAUUGUUCCAAAAUUUCCUAAAGUAGCUUCACCUGUCCCACUGGUUGAGGUAGACAGGGAGGAGUUCACAGGGAGGGAACGAGAUCAAAAGCAACCUCAGAUGUUACAACUAUGGCAAGGUCAAAGUCAAAACCAAGAUUUAAUCCCCAAUAACUUGGAUCAGGGGAAUGCUGAAUCAGAAAUACCCUUUUGCAAGCAGCUCCAUUUAGUGGAGAAACAUUUGAAGAGGGCUCAGUCAGUCUCUAUAGAAGCGGUGCCUGACUCAACUCAAAUCCAACCUGACACUGUUGACGAGUCAGAGGAAUGCCUGUCUUCUCACACAUUUUCAAAUAAUUUGCUGUUUUUAUCUGACAAGCAAGAAGCAGAGGAGAUCCCCUCUCUGUUAUCAGAGAAGUUUAGAGGGGAAUGGGUGAGGGUCGGAUCACCCUGCUCUCUUCUCUGGCCAGCCAAGGAAUUGGAGGGGGAGUACAGUUAUGUUUGUCCUGACCAGGAACAAGUGAGUAAAGCGGAGAGUAAAGUCAGUCUUUCACAGUCAAAACUUCGCAAAACAGAGCUCUCUGAAUACAGUGAGCUGCAAGUUAUUCCAGAAGUCAUUUCCAAUGAUGCUGAGGUCUACUUUUAUACACAGCAUUUGCCUUGUAAGAUAGGGGAGACAUCAACACAUCCUGGAGGGAGUGAGUCUAUUGAGUACAGAAGCAGGGAACACCCAGGUGUAGGUCUAAAGCCAAUUUCUCAGACAAACAUACAAACCACUGCCAGCACAGUUUCUAGUCAAUGUAAGCAAGUUCAGUUGGAUCUGAAGAUCCCUGAAACUCUUAGUAGCCCCAAAACCUCUAUUUUCCUUCUUUCAGACUCUAACAAUAACAACAAGGGCAGCAGAAAAGGUGUACAGAGAGGGGAGGGUAUAGAUUGUUUCUUAGGGCGAGCCCAGAGCAAGAGUAAUGACAAAAUAAUUUACCCACUGGUUGAGCCAUCAAAAAAUGUGAAAAAUUCUGAGGUGUCAGUGUCCUCACUAGAUCACAGAUUCAACUGGAGCAACGAGGAAUCAGAAUGUGUGCAAGGAAAAAACAGUAAAAGCCUUGUCCAUUUAAGCCUGGUCCAUGCAGAUCAGCUACAACAACCUAAGACAGAGAAGAGUACUGACAAUAAUGCAGUUUUAAAAAGACUAAUGCUCAAGCAUUCCAACUCAGAAAGGUAUGAAGGCCCUAAGCCAUUAAGUUCAAAUGUGGACUGUCAAUUUAGAGAAGACAAGCUACCAGGGGAUCACAGCUUACCUAAUACAAGAGGAUGCUACACGUCUGAAUCAUUAGAGCGACAUACACUGGCUGUCAAGUGCAGAGGGAACACACAGGUGAGCUUGCCAGCUCCACAGCAAGAGGUGAAGGUAGUAAGAUAUUCACACCCUGAUGUAAGUCUCAACCUACUUGCUGUCCGAAGUUUAGAACCAAUUUGGGAGGCUGAGCGUUUACUGGAAAACUGUGGCACAACAGUAGAUGAUUUAGUAAUAGAAACAGAGAAAGAACAUGAGAUAAUGAGGCCUGCUGAAGAAGAUAGGGAUAUUGUGACCCUUUCAGGGGACCUCUUCAGCCCCUCCGGUCCACAACACCAGGCUGAGCAAAAGGAAAUAUCCUUGGCCACUGCUGAGGUAGAGCCUGAAGUGACAGCUACAUCUGUCCUACGCAGUAGCGAAAAGCACUAUAGACCUAUGACUGUUGCCUAUGAUGCUGUGUGUUACACCUCAGCUAGUAGCAACUGUAAUAUUUCAGACAGAAAUGCCAAUCUUAACAAAAUGAUCAUGAGAAGAAAAACAAAAGGCUGUCAGACAGAAAAUAGAGGCUCUACAUUUUCUGUCUUUGCCAAAAUGCCUUCUUUUAGGAAGGCUAAGGGCUCUAAGGGUAGCAGAAGUGAAAAUGAGCCACCAGAUGGAGAAAAUGAUGACCUUAUGUCUGAGCAAGGCCCAAGGAAGGACAACUCAGAUGAUGAGGUUUUUGUCAGAGGUGACAUCCUCAACCAAACAGUCCACCAAAGUAUUUCCUCGGUGGAUUACGAGAUAGAUGAAGAGAACUGCGACUUCUUCACCUCUACUCCACACGCACACCAUGUCCGUCAUCUAACCGGCCAAGGGAGUAGCCUUGUGGGCAAUGGAGGAUCAAGCCCAGACAGCCCCCUUCUCGGGCAAGUUGAGUCCCCUAAUGGGCUAAACUACAAGAGGAGCAAGAGCAAUGACAGUUUAAACAUUCGUAUGCGCUUUGCACAAGCACACAGGUCUCUUUCCAGUCUGUUUGAGUCCCGUUCCAUGGAUAAGGAGAAUGAGGAGCAGGCCACUGUGUGCAUUGAUGUGGAUUCGGUUAAAGCCAAACAAUCCUGGAGGAAGCUAAAAAAGCCCAAGGAGGCUGAGCUUCUGAAAAGAACUCUGUCAGCGCCAGAUGGGGAAUGUAGCAACACUGGGCAAGACCUUGGACACUUUAUACCUUCUCCACUCCUGGACAGGCUUAGCAAUCCAGGGUCACCAUCCUCCCUCAGAGCCCUUCGCCACACAGAUCCCAUAUCCAAACGGGGAGUUCCACAAGGGAGUGGAAACCCCCAUGGGUGCAAAUCUGAGGGCCAGAGAAGAAAGUGUUUAUCAAAUGCUUUACCUGGCCUAUCGCAAUUUUCAAAUGACUCUGCAAUUCCAUAUCUCAAUAACAUCAGCCCUGUUUCACCUUUGAGCCCCAGCUCACUAGCCGCCCUUACCCACCAGCCUUCACAUACUUGGAGUAGGUCCCACCAAGUUGCUAGUGAGGUCUUGACUGAAAGCCCCCUACGGCCAAUGAGCCCUAAACCCAACAGUCCUAGGCCAGCAGCUCAACGCAAAAACUUCUGCUAUCCUCACUCAUCAAGGGCCAGUUCUGUGUGUCCUAUUCUUCUGGGUCAGUCAGUCAGCGUGGAAGGGCUGACAGACCCCCCUGAGAGACCUAAAACCCUCAAACCCUCAACUAGCCCUUUAGGUGUCAACCUCAGUCUUCUGGAUACGGAAGAGCACAGAAUAGACAGCCAGUCACACAUCAGCCUGUAUGCCUUUGGCUUCAUCAGUGAAUUAGAGGGCUCACAAAAUGGUGGUCGGCCUGGCAGUCAGUCCAGAACGAGAAAGCUGUUGGAGGUGGAAAGCGAAGGGAAGGCCUCUAUGGUUCUUGGCAGGCUGAGGAAUGGCUGCUGGUUGGAUGUGGGCCAUGAAAGAGGUGGCCGGCAGCAAAGGCAAAACUGCUCAGAUGACCUCUGGAUUGAAGAGCAAAAGAAAUACAAACGCAAAUUGGCCAGAGCCAUCAGAGGAAGCCUUGGCCAGCUCAACACACUGAUAUCUGAAGACAUGGACAAAACUGAUGCUGGAGUCACCUCAGGGCCCAUCAAGGCUUUCAGGGGGAUGCCGCUUAAAGCCCACUGCUUCUCUCAGAGCACUCCCAUCGGACUUGACUGCCUGGGCUGGAGAAGACGCAUCUCCUAUACCUCGGUGGUUAUUCCUGAUGGCGCUUCAGAGAGGGCGGGGUUCGGGGAUGAGCUCGGAAGCGAAGACGAUCUCCUGUAUGAAGACUUUCGCAGUUCUGGACAUCGUUUUGGACACCCAGGAGGGGGCGGAGGGGAGCAGCUAGCCAUCAAUGAGCUGAUCAGCGAUGGCAGUGUGGUGUAUGCUGAGGCGCUCUGGGACCAUGUCACCAUGGACGACCAGGAGCUUGGCUUCAAGGCCGGUGAUGUCAUCGAAGUAGUGGAUGCCACUAACAAGGAGUGGUGGUGGGGUCGCAUCAUGGACAGCGAGGGCUGGUUUCCUGCAAGCUUUGUGCGGUUGCGUGUGAAUCAGGACGAGCCGAUGGAGGAGUAUCUGGCCCACCUGGAGGAGGUGCACACCGGUGAGAAGGACCAGGCGGCUCUGGGCCUGUUAUUGGGACCUGGUUUACCCUGCAAAGAGCAGAUGAGGACCAACGUUAUCAAUGAGAUAAUGAGCACAGAGAGAGACUACAUCAAGCACCUGAAAGACAUCUGUGAGGGUUACAUCAAACAGUGCCGUAAGAGAACAGACAUGUUCACUGAGGAGCAGCUUCGAACCAUCUUUGGCAAUAUUGAAGAGAUCUACCGAUUCCAGAGGAAGUUCUUGAAAGGCCUGGAGAAGAAGUUCAACAAGGAGCAGCCGCACCUCAGCGAGAUUGGCUGCUGCUUCCUGGAACAUCAAACAGAUUUCCAGAUCUAUUCAGAGUAUUGCAACAACCACCCCAACGCCUGCAUCCAGCUCUGUAAGGUGAUGAAAGUCAACAAGUACGUGUUCUUCUUUGAAGCCUGCCGACUACUCCAGAAGAUGAUCGACAUUUCCUUGGAUGGCUUCCUGCUCACCCCGGUUCAGAAGAUCUGCAAGUAUCCACUGCAGCUGGCUGAGCUGCUCAAAUACACCAACCCACAGCACAGAGACUACAAAGAUGUGGAGGCAGCCUUGAACGCCAUGAAGAACGUGGCAAGGCUGAUCAAUGAGAGGAAGCGGCGCCUGGAGAAUAUUGACAAGAUCGCCCAUUGGCAGAGCUCCAUAGAGGACUGGGAGGGUGAAGACAUCCUCAGUAGGAGCUCUGAUCUCAUCUUUUCAGGGGAGUUGACCAAGCUGUCUCAGCCUCAGGUCAAGAGUCAACAGAGAAUGUUUUUCCUUUUUGACCAUCAGAUGGUGUACUGCAAAAAGGACAUCCUACGGCGGGACAUGCUGUACUACAAGGGUCGGAUGGACAUGGACAACAUGGAGGUGAUAGAUGUGGAGGACGGAAAGGAGAAAGACUUUAACAUCAGUGUGAAGAACGCCCUGAAGCUGCGAUCAGUGGCUGGUGAUGAGGUCCACCUCCUCUGUGCCAAGAAGCCUGAACAGAAACAACGCUGGCUCCGAGCCUUUGCCGAUGAGAGGAAGCAGGUUCAGCAUGACCGUGAUACAGGCUUCUCUCUCACUGAGGUCCAGAAGAAACAGGCCAUGUUGAAUGCCUGUAAAAGCCAUCCAGCUGGGAAACCCAAAGCGGUGACCAGACCCUACUAUGACUUCCUUCUGCGACAGAAACACCCCUCCCUCCCCACAGCUUUGCCCCAGCAGCAGGUUUUCAUGUUGGCUGAGCCCAAGCGCAAAGCCUCCACCUUUUGGCACAACAUCGGGAGACUGACACCCUUCAAGAAGUAAAAAAAAAAGAUGACAGAAAUGGAAAGCUGUGGAGACAAGACAAAGAGGAGGAGAAAGAGAAGAGCUCUCUGCUCGUGCCUGAACAGACCCUUUUUAAUUCCUCCCCCUUCCUUUCCUACCGGUAACAUUGCCCUGAUUGAUAUACUGAUUUAUUGUAUAGAUAAGGAUGAUUAUGAUGAUGGGGAGAUUAUUUUUGAAAGCACUUUAUAGGUUGGUUAACAAUCAAACUUGAGAAUUGUCUCCUGGAGACACUGAGUCAAACAGGGAGCAUGGACUCUUGCUUAACUUGCUACUAUACCUUCAGUCACGCGCAAACUGGUACUAAUACUACUACUGUACUGCUGCAAGCGAGCGUGGGACUCCUGACUGUGCUGCCUCUGUGAAGACGUUGCCUGUCGACAAAUCCGUGUCGUUCAUUUCCACUGUUCUUAUGUUUUAUGAUUUGACAGAUGCCAACAGUUCGCAGUGCCAGAUGAUUUGUUUUGUAUUUGUUUGUUCUAUGUCUGCUUAUGAAAAAAAAGGGAAAACGAGGAGGGUGAUAACGAUUCUUGUGCUUUUCUCUGUGCAAAUAUAUAGUUUCAGGAUCAUUUCAGCUGGGUUUUGACGUGUUGUGUGAUCUCCAUCCACCAGGAUAUCUUUCUGUAUUUCUCUGGUGCAUUUGUGGUAUUGUGCAAACAAUUUAUUAAAAAACAACAUAAAUGCAGCCCAAAGAAGAUUCAACUCAUCACAGAUACGGAGCUUUUUUAUUCAAACAAACAGCAGCAACCCACACUUUCCAGCAACACACAUUCCUCGAGUCUGAUCCUCGACUCUCCCUUAUACCUACCAUGUCAAUGAAAGUAAACAACCUAUUCUUUCUUUAUUUUUUUAUUUUUAAGUGCCAUUUGAAGUGUGCCAUGGAUGACUUACAAUGACAUGCAUGGAUGUGAUGAAAAAUACUGUGAAGAUUAUUUUUUGUAUCUUUGAAGAAUCCAGCUAUAUUUAACCAGAUUCAGGAAACUGAUGACUUUAUUGUGCUACUAGGCUGACUCUCUCUCUCUCUCUCUCUCUCGCUCUCACACACACACACACACACACACACACACACACACACACACACACACACACACACAAACAGACAGUUAUUUAUCUACCUGUACUUCUGAUAUCCAGUAUCCCUGCUCUGUGUAUCUGGUCUCCGGUAUAAUCUCUUUUCAAAUCAAUGCAGCCCAGUGAUAUGACUUUGUAAGUGCAUUCAGUGAAAUGUACUCCUCUCACCUUUAUGUUCAAAUGUUUUAGCUUCUGACAAUAUGGAAUAUUAAACAUUCCUAAGCUGACAAA